UCAUUACUGGGUCAACUCGGGGUCAUUCCAUAGCUAUCUUUGCAGCUCGCCUACGAUGGAAAAUUUUGGUGGCGAUGAUUAACCUUGGUGUGCGGACAUCUAAUUAAGGAGACAGGGAAGACAUCUUCACGUGCGAAGUACCGACAAAAACGUGACAAGACGCCCGGGAUACAGGACGGAUCCUGGACGCUCGUGAUCUCCAGAUUGCCAGGAGUCCUAUCAGUCUGCAUCUGUGGUUGAGGCUUGUGUACAUGGGAGGAGGCGACACCAUCGUCGACUGGCAGCACCUCAGCGUGGGUUAAACUUACCUGAGGAUUCUGUCUUCACACAUUUACUGGUUCCUGCUAAGUUUUCAACAGCAGCCUUCUGAAAGGAGCAGUGGUACAACCAUGUUUCCACUACCCCGAAGGACCACUCAGUCCACCAAACGAACUAUGAGACAAGCCAUAGAUUCUGAGAAUGGCAAUUCAGAUGGACAACGGGCAAAGAGACAACUCCUGAGAGCAAAGGCUCCCACUGAGGAGAUCAUCCGAGAUUGGAGCAACAUGCCCUCAGAGAUCCUCACUCACAUAUUUCAGUUCCUACCGUUAUGGGAUCGUGCUCGGGCCUCCCUGGUCUGUCGUCUCUGGAACAAAACCUUCCACCUGCCCGAGCUGUGGCAGACCUUCACGUUUGAGUUCAACAACCCCAACACGUCCCAUUUCAAGUCCACCCCACCCCAGCUCAUCCGACAGGUCCUGAGACGCCACGCACACCACCUACAGUCUGUCAGCUUCAAGGUGGACAGCAACAAGGAGUCAGCGGAAGCGGCCUGUCAGAUCCUGUCCCAGCUGGUGAACAGUUCGCUGAAGACACUGGGGCUCAUCUCCACAGCCAAGCCCAGCUUCCAGGAGGUCAGCCGAGAGGACUUCGUCACGGCGCUCACCGUCGUAUUCGUCCACUCCAAGUCGCUGUCCCAGCUAAGGGUGGAUGACACCCCUGUGGAUGACCCCUCCCUAGCAGUGAUGAUCCAGAACAGUAGUGACUCUCUGGAACUUCUCAACAUGACCAGCUGCCCACACGUAUCUCCUAAAGGUAUCCUGGCAGUGGCAGACCAUUGUCAAAAUCUGCGAGAGUUGGCCCUGAACUACACACUACUCAGUGAUCAGUUACUUCUCACCUUGUCAAGGGAGGAGCAUGCCACCUUAGAGCAGCUGCGGAUUGAUGUCAUCAGCAGCAACCCCAACGAGAUCAUGCAGUUCCACCAGAUCUCCAAGGACAGCUGGCAGUCGGUCGCUAAGCACUCACCCAACCUGACGUUGGUCAUGUACUUCUACGUGCACAACGAUGAGGACUUUGCGCCCUUCUUCCAGUGUGACACGCCGGUGACACACUUGUUCUUUGGUGCCUACGUCUCCAAAUCGGCCUUGCGAAGAGUCGGGCUACACUGCCCCAAGCUGAUCGAGCUAGUAGUAUGUGCGAAUGGCACACAACCGCUAGAUGACGAAGUGGUGUUGAUUGCAAAGUCGUGCAAGAAUCUUCACUCCCUCGGGCUCGGGGAGUGCGAACUGUCCUGCAGUGCGUUUGUGGAGUUUGCCAAAAUCCUUGGACCCAACCUGACAGAACUGAGUGUGAUGGAGGAAGUGUUGGUUGGGGACAACAACUUUGACACCUAUGAGGCAUACAGUGCAGUGUCCAAGUAUAUCGGGCGCUACUGGAUGCCUGAGUACAUGCCUGUAGUCUGAACUGUGAUACAAAUGAUGAUAGAUUCAUCAUAUGGACACGAGUCCCCCCAGUGCUGCCUAUGAAGACACUCAUACCAGCACUCGCCCUGAAUGGAGAAAUGGCAUUUUUCUAUCUCACUAGUAGUAGGAGGCAUCUGUUGCAGUAAGGAGGAGAUGUGCCAUCUCUUUAUGAAGUCAAACUGUGUGCAUAUCUGCAGAUUUUUCUGUACAUAGCUUGUAAACAAAGAAGUGUCUUGUGUGUUUAAAUGGGGAUUUUGAAGUUCCUGUCUUUGCAAAUGUGCCAUUGUUUGUUGUGACUAUUUUGUAAAAGGAAGAAUAAUAAUUUAAGUGACACAACAAGGUAGCAAUCCUCCUGAUCUUUCCUUGUCACAUAACAGGUUGAAAAAAGAUGUGUUAGUAACAGCUAGGAACCACAUUGAUGUGAUAUAUAUUCAGUGCUUGUUCCAACCAAAAUAUAGCAGUAACUACAUUAAUAUUGGCAAACCUCUAGCACUUCUGAAAGUUGAAUUACAUCAGAGAUAGAAAACAAAAUGGUUGUAAGCUGUUGUUAUCUUCUCUCCUUUGUACAUUGAUGUUGGUGUCCCAACUGUAAUUCUCUUCAUGACAUAUGUAAUUCUGUUUAGCUGAUGACCAUUUCACAGCAAUGUUCCUAUGGAUAAAUUAUUUGUGUAUGGUUGCCUUUAUUUAGGUACCUUGUGAUUGGAAAGUGUGACCUUCUUCCAGUUUCCUCACCCUAUACAAAGCAGGGAGAAGGUUACAGCUGCCCACAUAGGACAAAUAAUUAGCAUAUAUGAGUACAAGACAACACGAUGUAUUUGGGGUGCUUUUCUAAGAGUAACUCAGUUUGGUUGUGCAAGUUCCUCAAUCACUGACAGUAGAAUUGGAAGAAGCGGUGGAACAAAAAAUUCAUAUUCAGAAAUUACAGAUGAGCUUCAUAUAACAUCCAGUCAUGCACAAACUGGCCAUGAUAAGGAGGUUUUGUACCGUUUUUAUUGUCUUGUGUAUAUGAUAGAAACUAGGAGAACACAAGUAAAAAAAAACUAAAGACAGAACUUUGUUACUGUGGAUAGUAAACAUUGAAUAGCUGCUAGUGGUUCCUUGGCUCAUGAUGUGUACAGCUGGAUCAUUGUCUUCACAAAGAGGUUUGUAAUUGAUAUUUUCCACUGUCCUUGUUUGACUUUCCUGAAAGCUUUCAAAGAUAUGCCCUGUACAUAUUUUUGUAGUUGACAAUCAUGGUCCUUUGUAGUUUUGUCAUAUCUUGAAAAGAACCAGAAGAAUAGAACAGUUAUCAUGGAAGAUUUGCAAUAGUUGAUGUUUUGAUGUUAAUGAAAUGAAAAUAGUUUUAUGAAGGAGAAGGCCUAAAGAUUUGACAUUACUUGUAGAGAAACAUUGGCUGAAUAGUAUUGUAAUGGAGGAGAAAUUGGAAUUCUAUGAGCUGAUGUUGGCUGAUUUUGCUGUGAUAAGGUCCAUUCCAUCUACUUGUGUGGGUGUUUUCAUUUUGUAAAUUUUUUCAAACCUAUCAAAUCAUUUGUAAAAAAGUAAUAUUAAUAUAUAUUAAUAGUAAAGAAACAUAGGCAUUUUGGACUUUUCUGAAUAUUGAAAACAUUUGGAAUCUUUGAAGUAUUUAUUUUGAAGAAUUGAAAAACAAUGGUAACACCAUACUCUCUUUAUUUAGAAAAAUGCAUGUCAUGGUGAAUAUUUUUAAUUUGGUUAUUGGGCUAGGAAGGAAGCCAUUCUCAUUCGGGUAGUAUGCUUAUGUACUACAAAUAGCGUUUACCAGAAAAGAACAGUGCAAUCUUAAGAUUAACAAAAUCAACCUGUUAGGCUAAGUAAACCUAUUGUUUUAUAGGACAAUAGCCAACUUUCCUUGAGUCCUUUAUAAAAAUGAAACAAUCAAAUAUGCAUGUGAAAAUUAUUCACAUUAAAGAUAUCUUUUAGCCACUUUAGAAAUGUUAGGAAGCUAAUUAAAAACUUUUUAUUUUGUAGUUUUUGACAUGUUUAUAAACAUUGUGACUUAAAUAUUCUUUUAUUCUGAUUGGUUUUAAAUAUCACAAAGCUACACAGUGAUGUGGAAUGGACCUGAGUAUAGUUGUGUUAUAGCAACAUCUGAUGUCAUCACAGCUGAUACAGAUUUGUACUCAAUGGGGCAGAUAGAAGUAAAAUGUGGGUUUAAUCAAGUACAGAGCCAGGCCAUCAUGUAUUUUUGAGAGAUUAAAAAGAGAUAUUAUUAUGUACAUGUAUGUGAGAUUGUACAGAAAACGGAUUUCCUAAAUGUUUAUAUAUAACUAAAAGGAUUAUACUUGUGUUGCUCUUAAGAUAGACAUUGUUCUCAGAGUGGGGACUCCUGAGGUUUGAAAAGUCACAUUUCCUGAUCUGUUGUCCAUCUUUACUUUGUAAAUACUUAUCAUUGCAGGAUGAAAUGUAUUUGGGGUGAUGCUACUUCUUGAGUUCAUCAAGCCUGUUGUGCCCAAAGU
Branchiostoma floridae (Florida lancelet) is the source of this 4198-nucleotide messenger RNA. Its product is annotated as F-box/LRR-repeat protein 21-like. Bases 390 to 1724 code for a protein of 444 amino acids. Gene Ontology annotation, molecular function: protein binding. The record is from RefSeq and is a predicted model, not a curated record. Gene Ontology annotation, cellular component: nucleus; cytosol; SCF ubiquitin ligase complex. NCBI's taxonomy places the organism in Eukaryota, Metazoa, Chordata, Leptocardii, Amphioxiformes, Branchiostomatidae. Gene Ontology annotation, biological process: SCF-dependent proteasomal ubiquitin-dependent protein catabolic process; G2/M transition of mitotic cell cycle; regulation of cell cycle. The transcript is spliced from 9 exons.